Molecule: messenger RNA, 2890 nt
Organism: Aspergillus alliaceus
Lineage: Eukaryota; Fungi; Ascomycota; Eurotiomycetes; Eurotiales; Aspergillaceae
Product: transient receptor potential ion channel family protein
Exons: 2
Coding region: 263-2470 (735 amino acids)
Biological process (GO): transmembrane transport; fungal-type cell wall biogenesis
Source: RefSeq, a predicted model, not a curated record
CAGUUACUUGACGAUAAUUUCUACUUUUCCCGCCUUCUUGAAUCCCUCCUUCCUCGCUCUCGUUUUUGGACGACUUGGCACAAAAAUACGACCCAGUCUACCUUGAGACUUCCGCAUCCGGCCGGUCCCAAGCUGGUGCUCUGGAGUACCACCUUCUAUUCUCUCUCGCCCCUGGCGUCGUCUGAUUCCUUCGCUCAUAACCCUAAACAACUACAUUCGCUAUCUAUCGGAGGAGUUCAAAGUCGGUAAUUCUACAACGAAAAUGCGGUUAAAGUCGCUUCUUUUCACUUUUCUCCUCGCCUGCCUCGGCGCACCGCUAGUAGCUGCCGUCGAUCUGAUCGAAUCCAAUGCGCUUAACCUCUGUCAGGACAGCUCCAACUUUACGGCCACCCUGUUUAAAGUAACAUUCACGCCGAACAAUAGAUCCCUCGUCUUCAGCUUCGAUGGAGUGGCUGCGAUUUCGGGUAAAGUGAAGGCGACACUCAUCCUCGAUGCCUAUGGCUACCAGGCGAUUAGAGAAGAAUUGGAUCCCUGUGAGAUGAACAUCGGCGGUCUAUGCCCCAUGAGUGCUGGGCCGAUCGAUGUCCCCAAGGCGCAGAUCGAUGUCCCGCAAGAUGUAGUGGAUAAGAUUCCAGGCAUUGCAUAUACAGUUCCUGACCUUGAUGCUUCGGUUCGAAUCUACAUCAACUCCACGGAGACCGGUGAAAGUAUCGCGUGCGUCGAGGCGUCUCUAUCGAAUGGCAAGACGGUCUACCAAAAGGGGGUGGGCUGGGCGACAGCCGUCAUCUCCGGUUUAGGUUUGGCCGCUUCCGCUAUCACUUCUGGCUUAGGACAUUCAAACACUGCCGCACAUGUAGCGGCCAAUGCUCUGUCCCUUUUCAGCUUCAUGCAAUCUCAGGCCAUGAUUGGUAUGACAUCCGUUCACAUGCCCCCGAUCGUUGAGGCGUGGACCCAGAACUUCCAGUGGAGCAUGGGUAUCAUCCAUAUUGGGUUCCUGGAAAGCAUCUGUACCUGGUACCAGAGAUCGACCGGAGGAACGCCUUCGACCACCCUUUCCGAGCUCUCGACAACGUCAGUACAGGUGCUCAAAAAGCGAGCCCUCGACGAGGCGACAGGCCUUGUCAAGAGAGCGACGGAUAUAUUUAGACGCUCCGGUGCCGAAUCCGAGACCGCCAACACAUCGAAUCUUGUCGUGCGCGGUAUCAAACGAGUUGGAUUCAAGGCGAGGAUUGAGGCGACGAACAUUUUCCUGACUGGUCUUAUCUUCUUCGUUUUCUUCGUGGCUAUAGUGAUGAUCCUCGUCUCACUGUUCAAAGGAGUCUGUGAGCUCCUCGCGAAGAAUGGGAGAAUGAAGACCGAUAAGUUCCAGGAUUUCCGUAAUGGUUGGAAGGUUGUCGCGCGUGGUAUCUUGUUCCGACUGACUUUGAUCGGCUUCCCUCAAAUGACGGUCCUUUGUUUGUGGGAAUUCACCCAGCAUGAUUCUGCAGCUGAGGUGGUACUCGCUGUGAUUAUGUUCUUUUCCAUCGUUGCGGCUUUGGGAUGGGCUGCCUUCAAGGUCAUCGCUUUGGCAAAACGAUCCAUUACCAUGCAUAAAAAUCCUGCAUACAUACUUUACUCUGACCCGACCUGCCUGAACAAGUGGGGAUUCUUAUACGUCCAGUACCGUGCAACGGCAUACUACUUUGUUAUUCCCGUUCUUGGUUACAUCCUUGUCAAAGGCAUGUUUAUCGGUCUGAGUCAAGAAGCCCCAGUGGUGAUGACUGUUGCUUUGGUUAUUCUGGAGGCGGGUAUGUUGAUUGCAGUCAGCGUUCUACGACCAUGGAUGGACAAGAAAACCAACAUCUAUAACAUCUCCAUCGCGGCGGUGAACUUCCUCAACGUCAUCUUCCUUCUCUUCUUCUCUGACGUUUUCAACCAACCGGGCCUUGUGACAGGUGUCAUGGGUGUUGUCUUCUUUGUGAUCAACGCAGUGUUCGCUCUCAUCCUCUUGCUCCUCGUGCUGAUCGCUUCUAUCUACGCCAUUGUAUCAAAGAACCCGGAUAUGCGCUACCAACCCAUGCGUGACGACCGUGGCUCUUUCAUCAAGUCACAGGGCCAGCUCACAACGGAAUUGGACGCCCUGGGUGCCGCCGCUCGUGGCGACGUCAAGACUGGCUCCUACAAAUCUAGCCCAUUUGAUGACGACAACGGCUCCUUCUCAAGCGGUAAUGGAGCCAGUAUCAACCGUCAAAAUCUCGGUGUACACGACCACUCGGGAGGUGCUCGUCAAUCUCCCGUUUCACCAGUUGAUCCGUCCGUGCCACUGUUCCCCAGCGAUGCUUCAACAGGACAAGCCCCCCCAGGCUACAACAUGCGAUCGCCAUCACCAGUUCCGCGGGGUUAUACUGCAUCCCCACUCAACAAUCCCAAUGCUUAUAGGCAACAGAACAACCCUAGUCCAUGGCAGAGAGGAGCAGGGUACGAGCACUAAAGGAAUACAAUGCAUGCCUUCUCGCUCUGCUGGAGAUGAAUUAUGGCUCAGCGUGGGAAAUGGAUUGGGUCUUCCUACCAUCCUAAUUUCACUUUGCCCCUGCACCUGGUGCAUUUUGUUUCCCUUCCCCCUUUUAUACUUUGCUACCUGCUCUUCUUUUCGCCACAGUUUCUUUUCCGUAUACUGCGAUAUACUGAAAUAAAACUUUUUCCCUGUUUUCUUUUUCUUCUAUCUAACCUCUUGCCCUCUUUGUCACCUUACCAGGACUUUUCUUUUUUUGUUCUUACACGGCGUUCUAAAGCAUUGGAUUUGGAGAUUCCGGACUUGGGUUUUGCAGUCGAUGUGAUCUAUAUAUCUUGAGACAGGGGACUAUACUCGGCCCGAGCCGAUGUCUCUGUAUUAUUUGUGAUUUCAUGUAUG